CGGAGCGCAGCGGACCUGUGUGAGAGCAGUUUGUGACUGAGAGACAGAGGGAGCAACAUCGACGCCGUACGUGGAGCGUUUGAGCAUCACGGACAUUCACCGCAACGAUAAAAACUGAAAUAACGUGACAAUACUCGAAAGAUACUUUUUUUUUUAAAGGCGUCCUCUCACCGGUUUUAUACGCUCUUGUUUUAAUGUUAUUUUUUGUACUGGAGGGGAACGACGAACGGGGCUUCACUGCGGCUAAUCAAUUUUCCUCUUCCAGACCUGGGAAUUACAAUGAAAAAUGUAGGUGACACAUUUUCUCUCACAAUCCAGGAAUCACAAUAGCGAAGAAGGCGAAGAAGAAAGCAGGGGGAAAAUGGUGACGGGUGCCGCAUCUAUAGGAUCAGCAUCCUCUCUGUGGAGCCCCUGCGUAAAAGAAAAACAGUGUGGAAACUGGUGAACAAGUGAAUGUGAACUCGUGAGAGAAAGAGAGAGAGACUCGCAGAAGAAAAAAGUGGAUGCCACUCUGGAUCUCAACAGGACCGUCCCUGCGCCACAUGGAGGUUUUCUGGGGGGUUUUCUCAGCUGCUCUCAAAGCCGAGGCGCCCCACUAACUAACCCCCCCCCUGGCUCCUUUUCCACUGUUUUUUACUUUGUCGUUGUCGUCGGGAUCAGAGGCUACAGACCUCUUCCGUUCUCGUCUGCUCUUUUGUUCUAAGCGAGACCAAAACCAGGUGCCAAAACUGUGUCAAGAGAAGAAGCAAAAAAAAAUCCCCCCCAAAAAAAUCGAUGAAACUAACCGUCACCAAAUCAGCAUAAGAAGAGUUGAUUUAGUCGUUUAGCUUUGAAAAACCUGAUUUUAUUACCUAGAGUACAGCGUUAUUGCCCACAUGCACGAUUGCAACAUCCUGCAUCCCAUUAAAAUCCUAUUUAAUCUCAACACGUUUGGUCACAGCCCAUUGGAGAGACAUUUCCACAAACUCUAUAUCCAAUUGUCUUCGGUCGUGUGUGUUCGCAUAGCUGCUGCUCUUAAUGCCGAAAAACUGCGAGGCGACGAUCAGUGCAUUAUUGGUUUCCAAGUGCUUUAUAACCGGAUUCCUCCAGCUUGUAAGUCGUGUGUCGCAGAAGAGGCGCGUGGUAGGCGGCGAUAACUCUGCUCUGACGCCCCGCCCGAACAUUUCACAGCCUUCGGCAGGACAGCGUUGACUGGCGGGCGACACGAGCCACGUCUAACCUGAUAAAUAUAGACUCCACUAGCGCCGCCGCCGCCGCCGCUGCUGCCGCCGCCGCUGCUGCUGCCGCCGCCGCUGCUGCUGCUAUCUCAAAGGCUGGGAGACAUCCCGUCGCCUCAGUCCGCGCUGUGAAACACUGUUGACACCUUUCCUAUCUCCUUCUUCCAGUUGCUUGUACGAGAGAGGCCUCUCGCUCUGCGUCGUCUUCUUCUGUUUCUUCCUACACGUGGUCGCUACAACAACCCGAAAGCCGCCUUUAUUCUAAUCCCAGUGACCUCUUAGAUGUUUUUGUGCAUUCUUCCUUAUAUUCUACUUUAAAAACAAAAACAAACAAACAUGCAAUUUAAAACCUUUCACUGUAUUUCUAUUUCCUGCGGAGGUUUCGUAUGAACAUAACCUGAAGCCAUACUGAACACCAGCCAUACAAAAUACCCUUUUUGUUUGUUCUCAUUUACAAACGCCUCACGAUGUUUAGGAUUUCUUCAACAAAGUGAUCUUCGAAAACACAUCAGCGCACAUUCAGGGAGUCAACGAAGACGCUGCUGGUGGAUAGAGCUGGACAUUUCCUACGUUUGGAUGACCGAACGGCUUCGUAAGGUGUUGUUUUUUUCCCCUUCUACCCGUGUCUUAACCUAGAUCGUACCGAAUCUGUGAGCGGACAGCCUGCGGCGUCAAAGUGUGGCAGUGACCCCACCCCCCCCUCCCCGUGUUCCUCUGUCUUGACGGAUGAAUCCGGACAUUUUCAUGUCUGUUCUGUGGGCAGAACCUCUCUGCCCUACUAGAACCGGGCCCAAGCCCUCCUUCGUUCUCUUCUGUUGGGCCAAGCUAAAUUCAGAGCAAAGACACUCACACAAGGGUAUCGAGCGCACAUAGAUCCUCCCCGUUUUUUUUUAAAAACUUUUUUUCUUUGUCGUUUGGUCGCCAGUUUCUUGCUAUUGAUCACUCUUUUGUGAAUGCCUUGACUUGCUCAUUUAUUGUAUUCUCUAGCAGCUGCUGGAAGGAUUUGUUUUCUUGAAGAUUUGAUCCCGCUCGAUGUUCAGUUAGCAGCUUUAUUUGUCAAAACUCACUGUCCGCAACUUCUAAAUUCUUUCUACUCUGAUUAAAACCCAAAUUUCAAGCAUAUUGACCUUUUUUUCGGAUCCUCUUCCCCUAAACCUUUUUGAAAGGAAGAGUUUGUUUAUUGGCAAAUUGCGAGCAAAUCCACAUUUAAGUCCCAGCUUGUUCACUCGCUCGCCGAACCAAGCUGAGAUCUCUGAAGCUGCCAGCACUGUUGUUUACAGACACCAGACACGCAGGGCUCCAAUAUUUGGAUUUGAUAAGAAAACAUAAUUUUUUUUCCAUGUAUGAUUUUACAUAAAACAGGACAAAAAACAGAAGUGCCAAACUCAAACACGAAAACAGCUCACAUCUGUUAGAGCUCAUCCAACGUGAAACAUAAAGUUUACAUACAACGCUAAAUGUUUACAGACUACCGUUUUUUUUUUUCCAUCGCAGUUUUUCUUACAUGAAUCGUAACUUUUCGUGCCAUAAACUCCUCCAAGAAAACUCUUCACUUGGAGAUAUGUAAGACUCUUUUUGUGGAGCGGUCGUUACAUUAAAAAAAGAAUACUACUGUACUGCCUAUUUUGAAGAUUUCGAAUUUUGGCCUAGAGACUGUAAAAAAACAAAGGCCAAAAUUAAAUAUCCGACACCUGCUGCCAUAAAUCUACAUUAUUGUAUAUUUAUAAUCUGUUAAAAGUUUUCAUUUCAGAACGACAGCCAUUCCACAGCCAGUUCGUACGGGGCCUAAAAAAAAAAAACCCUGAAAGACCUCAAUGUUUACAAAAGCUGCUUAAGGGAAGGAUUUGUAUACCAAGAGAAAUGUUUACAUUAAGCUGAAGGAGUGACAUGCCAAACACAUUCACCAUCCAUUGCUCCAGCUAAGUGAAUCCGCUGAACUCCGAGAGAAGCCCUUUGCUCCUGUGCAGUGUGUACAGAACGAGAAAGGGACUAGUUCAUCGCACUUUUCAUACAAGAGGUUUUUAUAAGUCAAAAGGGACGCUGACAAUUCACAUUUGGAGCUGUUUAUGUGAUAUAUUAUUUUUUUUAUUUUUUAUUUUAUUUUUUAACGCCUCAAGAACUUUGUGAUCAAACGAUGAAACCUACAACUCUAAGAGCGAUGUUUUGCUCGUCCCUCGCUCUCCUGCUUUCCUGCUGCCUCGCCGUCUCCACGUUAACCGUCGCCACGGAGAGGCGCGCCGCCGACGGCGACGUCAGGACUCUGACCGCCGCCGGCGGCAGCGGCAAGAAGAGCACCGCCUUGUUCCUCCUGACCGGCUACAAGCCGCCGCUGCCCCCGCUGCCCGCCGGGCCCAAAGUGGCGCCGAAAGCGGCCGAGGUGGAGGACGGAGAUGACCCGCCAGUUGUGGCCGAGCUCCCGCCGAAGCCCCUCCCUCAGACCAUGCUGCCGAGGAACAUGACGGCCGACGCCCUGAAGCCUCCGCUCGGCGCGGCCCAGGUGGCUCCGCCUCCCAGACAGCUGGUGGACGUGGACGUGUGCAGGGGUUACUACGACGUGAUGGGGCAGUUUGACACCACGUUCAACUGCUCCAAGGGCAGCUACAUCUACUGCUGCGGUACGUGCCACUACCGGUUCUGCUGCGAGCACCAGAGGAGCCGGCUGGACCAGGAAACCUGCAACAACUACAUCUCCCCCGUCUGGGCCGACCCACAGGUCCCCGUCACCGUAAACGCAGACAACAAGCCCGACCCGGACUUUGAGACGCUCCAGCAGCAGAACAGCAGCACAGCCUAUGUGAUCGGGGGUGUGAUCUCCUUCACGCUGGUGGUGGCUGUGGGCGUCAGGAUCGCCUUCAGCAAGGUGGCGCGGCGACCCCGCAACAGGGACAUCAACAUGCCCAGAUCACUGGUGGAUAUCUUGCGUCACCAGUCGAGCCCGGUGCAGCAGGGAGAGAGGAACAACACCGCAGCGUUGACCACCACCGCCUCAGACGGACGAACGUCCAAAAACCACUACACCCCCGUCCUGCAGAGCAAAGACAACCGCACUGGGAACAUGCACCACCAUUUUAACCAGCAGGGGUCUGCCUCCAGCCCCAAACACUCUGCUACCAUCGAGCGUGGAGCCCGUAUGAACAACACCUCCCAGCUCUCCUCUGGAGCCCCCCUGCUUUCAGGCAGCGGUAAAGGUCCCGGCGGUGGCGGCGGCAGCGUCCUCGGCGGGAGCAUGAGACACAACAGCAGCCACCCGAACUUCUCCCACUCCUUCCACAACCUGGCCCAGCUGCCGCCGUCCUACGAGUCGGCCAUGAAACCUGAGAUCAACCGCUACAGCUCCCUGAAGAGGCUGGAGAAAGAGCUCGACGAGUACUCCAGCUACUACAACUCCAAGCGUCGCUCCAACAACGCUCCGCCCUCCUUCCACUCCUCGCAGCACUACCUGCCCUGGGGAGGAGACUACACGCUGGGGUCCCGGGGCACGCUGCCCCUCCACGGCUCGCGGCCCCGCCUCCACAUCCCCGCCUCCACCCCGAACCCGUACCCGCUGCCCGCCCAGUCGCAGUACGCCAGCUCCUCCUUCGACCGGCCGCCGCGCCGCGUCCGCUCCCAGGACCAGCUGCUGGCGCUCGGGGAGGGCAACACGCUGUCCCGCCUGUCCAAGAACCAGCAGCACCAGUACUACAAAGCCAUGAUGAGCACCAGCAGGGGCUCCAACUCGCAGACGCUCCGCAGGUCCCACGAGAGGCUUCUGGUCUCCCCCGACCGUCUGGAGGACCGGCUGAUGAUGGGCCUGAUGGGAGGAGGAGGAGGAGGGGGAGGAGGAGGAGGAGGAGGCGGGAUGGUGCCCACUAUGGGCCGGCUCAGCCACCAACAGAAGACCCAGUCGCAGCAGAACAUCUGCGCCACGCCGUCCCUGGAGCGCCACCACAUGAUCAAGAUGAACUCCCACCCGACGCCAGGCCACGACCGCGACCGUGACCGCGACCGCGACCGCAGUUCGGCCGGCAUGCCUGGGAUGGGCAUGCACGGCGGCUGGGACCCCCACGGGGGCCACGGCGGAGGCGGCGGAGCGGGCCACCCCAACGCCCGGCGGAUGGCUUUCGCCAGCAAGAGGCAGAACACCAUCGAACAGCUGCACUUCAUCCCCGGGGGCGGAGGAGUGCAGGGACUGCGGACUGGGAGUAAGAACGAGGUGACAGUGUGAGAGGGCGGGGGAGGGAAAGCGAGAGGAAGAUGAAGAGCGCGGAGCAGAGAAGUGAAGGCUGAAGCUGUGACGAAGCUCAAGAGGCAUUUAGUGGGAAGAUGGAAGUGGCGAGAUGGGCAGGAAAACAGGAAAAAAGAGGUUUGAUCUCAGCUGGCUGCCUCACAGGGCUGCACAAACAGGCCCCCCCUCCUCCCCCUCCCCUCCCCUCCCCUCCCAUAAAACAAAAAAAAGUGGCGGAUGACAACAUUGAUCUCAUAGUGAGUAUAGCCAGUUGAUUUCCUCCUCGUCACAUUUGUGCGUUUUUAAAAAGAGAAUAUUCAGCCAUUCUUCGAAAAAGGGAAGACAGAAAUGUCCACUUAAAAAGAGCAAAAAAUAUCACGAAUGCAGCUCAAAGGCUGCGGGGUAUUCGCCGUGACUUUUAUUGAAGGAUACCCACCGAGUCAAAUUUGUUGAAUUGUCCUUGAGUUGUAUUGCACUGUCCUCCGAGUCCUCCAGAGCGCCGGCGGACCUUCGUCUGUCUUUGAACCCACUGUGGAAGAGAGAGCGCGCCGAGGCAGACGCGGUUCGCAAGUCUUUGGAUUUCUGAUAAAGUGUUGCGAGUUGCUUUUGUAUGGAAUUAACCUGAUAUUAAUAACAAUAGUAUUAACAUUACUGAGCCCUGUAAGACUUUGUGUAACGUAUUUAUCCUUUAGCCAGCCAGUUUGUAACUUUAAAAGGCUGGGAAAACGUGACCUCUCUCUAGUUGUGAUUGGACUAUCAUCGAAGUCAAAACAUUGUCUGCAAAAAAAA
Molecule: messenger RNA, 6210 nt
Organism: Perca fluviatilis (European perch)
Lineage: Eukaryota; Metazoa; Chordata; Actinopteri; Perciformes; Percidae
Gene: shisa7b
Product: shisa family member 7
Exons: 11
Coding region: 3352-5421 (689 amino acids)
Biological process (GO): regulation of AMPA receptor activity; regulation of short-term neuronal synaptic plasticity
Cellular component (GO): postsynaptic membrane; dendritic spine membrane; postsynaptic density
Source: RefSeq, a predicted model, not a curated record